This is a messenger RNA of Dioscorea cayenensis subsp. rotundata (Guinea yam), 1122 nucleotides long. Its product is annotated as probable carboxylesterase Os04g0669500. Gene Ontology annotation, biological process: protein depalmitoylation. The transcript is spliced from 6 exons. Lineage: Eukaryota; Viridiplantae; Streptophyta; Magnoliopsida; Dioscoreales; Dioscoreaceae. The coding region runs from base 117 to 764 and encodes 215 amino acids. Gene Ontology annotation, molecular function: palmitoyl-(protein) hydrolase activity; carboxylic ester hydrolase activity. Gene Ontology annotation, cellular component: cytoplasm. The record is from RefSeq and is a predicted model, not a curated record.
UAAGGUCUUUCAUCUUCUUCGUUAGACCUUUCGUCCUUCUCGCGUUCACUCUCACCCUCGCUUCCCUCUUCGUCUUCUUCUUCUCCUCCUCUUCCCGGAGCUCUCCUCCGCUUCCCAUGGCGGCUCGCAGCUUUGUUCUCUGGCUUCAUGGUCUCGGUGACUCUGGCCCUGCCAAUGAGCCCAUCCGCACCUUCUUCUCCUCUCCUGAGUUCAAGAACACGCGCUGGUCCUUCCCUUCCGCUCCUCACAACCGCGUCUCUUGUAACUAUGGUGCUGUCAUGCCCUCAUGGUUUGAUAUUUUUGAGAUACCUGUGAGCGCUGAAUCACCAAAAAAUGAGAAGGAUGUCCUUCAAGCUGUUGAGAGUGUGCAUGCAAUGAUAAACAAAGAGGUCGCUGCUGGCAUAAAUCCUGAAAACAUUUUUGUAUGUGGAUUUAGCCAAGGAGGUGCUUUGACCUUAGCAAGUGUACUUCUUUAUCCAAAAGCUUUGGGUGGAGGUGCUGUCUUUAGUGGAUGGGUGCCUUUCAAUUCAUCUAUCAUAGAACGAAUUUCACCUGAAGCUAAAAAGACUCCGAUUUUAUGGUCACAUGGCAUGGCUGACCAAACAGUACGUUUUGGAGCCGGGCAAGCUGGACCUCCUUUUCUUGAGCAAGCGGGCAUGACUUGCGAAUUUAAGGCAUAUCCAAAUCUCGGCCACUCUAUAACCCCUGAAGAAUUACAUACACUAGAAUCCUUUAUUAAGAAACAUUUGAAGAGUUCUUCAUGAAUCCCACCGAACCAUCUUUUUCAGGAUUUCUCAUACAAAGCAUGCAACUCUGAAUAACAUUGUUUUCUCAGUGGCAAGAGCCGAAAAUGAAUUAUUGUAUGUCCAUGCCUGAAGACUCCAUAGAACUGAUGUUUGUUUGAGUGAGAUAGUAUCACUGUGUUUAUGAUGAAGGGAUUCUUCGCCUGUAUGACUGAACUUGCAAAAUAGUUUUUGUGCUUCCGAAAAGUUCCCUGAUGUUCUUAUAUUUGUAUAAACCUCCACAAAAUCUUCACCAUAGAAAGCAGGGUGCUACAGAUUACACCAGGGAUUUCUCAAACUAUUAAUGCAAUUAUUAAGAAUGAUUUUUUGUUUUCUGGAA